CCUGCCUGCCAACUAACCAGCCAACCAGACAAGGUAGUUUCUUUGACUUUCUGUAUCUCAUUCCACCUUAUCUCCGUUUGGGUUAGUUGUGUGUGCGUGUGUGCCUGUCUACAGCUAGCAGCGGGCAGUGAAGUCAGGAAGUGCUUGAGUCGAGAAACAAAAAUAUUUAGGGGAAGAAAAACACCUAAACCAACUGAAGUAACUACCCCCCAAACGAAAUAUUCCUCAAGCAAAGUAGAAGGAAUCUCGCAGUUCUGUAUAUAUUCCAUCGAUUAGUUCAGAAUAAAAAAGUUUUGUUGCAAAUCGUAACUGUUUCAGAUCAACCAUGGAUGUUUGCAAGCAGAAAAUGAAAUCCCUUCGCCUUGAGGCGGAAACGGCCAAGGAAAAAGCAGACGAAUUUGAAAAGAAGCUUAAAGAAGCGGAGCAAGCAAAAUUCUUGUUGGAACAAGAUUUGACAGCAUGGCAGAAAAAAUAUAGUAGUUUAGAAAAUGAACUAGACAAUGUAACUCGAGAGUUGGAAAGAAUACAGGAUAUAGAGAAAGCGAAGAACAAGCUGGAUGACGAGUUGGUCUGGCAGCAGAAGAAAUAUGCCAUCUUAGAACAGGACUUGGACAAUGCUCAGAAUGAAUUGGAGAAGGUAAAGGAUUGUUAUGCUGCUAAGGAAAAAACGGAAGAAGAACUUACAUGGCUUCAGAAAGCACACACUAACGUAGAGAAAGAUCUCGAUGAUGUGACUUCUAAACUCGAAAACACCGCUGACCGCUUGGAUGGCUCUGAACAGAAAGUGUCCGAACUUGAAGCUGAGAUCCAGGCUCUCCAUCGUCGUAUCCAAAUGCAAGAAAUGGACUUGACUCGUAGUGAAGAGAUGCUUGAAUUGAAGAGUGUAAAAGAAGAGACCAACCAGGAGAAAUUGAGUGAAGCCGAGUUGCGAGCGUCCACAGCCGAAGCGAACGUGACCCGACUGGAAGGAGAAAUCGAUAGGUUGGAGACGGAAGUACAGGCCGAAAAAGACAAAUACCAAGUUUUGUGUGACGAUUUGGAAACUGCGUACGCCGAACUGUCAGUUUAAGAAGUUUAUCUUUAUUUCUCUCCUUCUUCUUCUGCUGUAUGAAUUUUCUGAUUUCUCCUUUCUCCACACCACUCCAAUCUUUUCACCUUUUCCUUCUCUUGUCUAAUGACUGCCCAAUCUUGUUGACACGCUUAAGACAUUGCCAUUGUGAUUACGCUAUUACAAUUAAGACACGAGCAACAACAACAACAACAACAACAACAUCAACAACACCAACAUCAGCAACAACAUCGAUCGCAACAAUGACUACAUUUCUGACAAGACCAAAAAGUGAAUAUAUACUUAAAACCUUCGAAAUGUUCAACGUUAAGAAGAUGCUUUGAUAUCCGAACCCAUGGCAAUUCUUGUGAAUAAAGUUGAGUAAAUUCAUCUGCAGUCAUCAGACAACCCUUACCUAUAACAGGAAG
Octopus bimaculoides (California two-spot octopus) is the source of this 1476-nucleotide messenger RNA. RefSeq lists its product as uncharacterized. NCBI's taxonomy places the organism in Eukaryota, Metazoa, Mollusca, Cephalopoda, Octopoda, Octopodidae. The record is from RefSeq and is a predicted model, not a curated record.